Ctenocephalides felis (cat flea) is the source of this 1794-nucleotide messenger RNA. Its product is annotated as radial spoke head protein 6 homolog A-like. NCBI's taxonomy places the organism in Eukaryota, Metazoa, Arthropoda, Insecta, Siphonaptera, Pulicidae. Gene Ontology annotation, biological process: cilium movement involved in cell motility; cilium assembly; axoneme assembly. The record is from RefSeq and is a predicted model, not a curated record. Bases 1 to 1794 code for a protein of 597 amino acids. The transcript has 11 exons. Gene Ontology annotation, cellular component: axoneme; radial spoke.
AUGCCAAAGGUGGAACAUGACAUGGUCAGCGCUAAGAUGUUCUUACAAAAACAUAGUUCAGAAACCGGAGACAAUGUAUACGAUCAUUUAUCCGAAGUGCUGAAUAAAAUAAUAUCUGAACAACCAGAAAAUAUAGUAGACUUUUUUGAAGAAUAUUCGCGCAAUGUGCGAGAGCAGCGUUACAAUCCUGGUGAUAUGCUUCAAGAUGCUUUCAUACCACCUCAACAAUAUGAAGAAGCUAGAAAACUAUUACCUUUCCUUCAGGUCAGUAUAUACAAAGCAUUCAAAGAUAAAUCACCUUUGCCUGGAGAAAAUGAUGAGCCAGCAUUGGAUCCGGAUAAUAUGCCUGCAGAAGUUCCGGAUCUGAUGACUAUUGGUUAUCACUGGGAGCGUGCAGGCAUUGGGUUGCCAAGAACUGAAUUAUUCUGCAUAGAACUAUCUAUUCGUAAACUAGCAAAAAAUCCCGCAAUUGCCACAAUUAAUUUUUGGGGUAAGAUAUUUGGAAUACAUAAAAAUUACUAUGUAGCCGAAUGUGAAUGGCAUGAAGAGGAAUAUGCUAAAAGAAUUGAAGAAAUAGAAGCUGAGAAAGCAGCUAGACAAGAGGAAGAGCUUAAAGCUUUAGAAGCCGCUCAAGCUGAAGCUUUGGGUCAAGCGGAACCGACAGAACCAGCUAAUCCCGAUUUAUAUCCGCCAAGAGAACCGGAACCAAUUCUUGGUGAAGGCGCACCCGUUAAAAAACCACGACCUCCGCUUCCACCUCUUCCGGUUAGCCAAUAUAAACCACCAGUAGAGAUACCAGUGGAACAACCAGGACAAGGAGUCAACGCGAAGGUAUAUUAUAUUACUACUGAUUUGACCCAAGAAUGGAUUAGAUUACCUGAAGUGACGCCGGAGCAGAUCAAUGUGGCUCGUAAAAUUACCCGUUAUAUGACGGGAGAUCUGGAUACUGAGCUUCACACAUAUCCUCCGUUUCCGGGUCGCGAAAUUGACUAUUUGCGCGCGACCAUCGCUCGUAUAUCAUCUGGAACACAAGUAUCGCCGAUCGGAUAUUACACUUUUGGUGGUGCUGGUGGAGGCGGUGGUGAAGAAGAAGAAGAAGAAGUAGGAGAAGAGGAGGAAGGUGACCAAACAAGUAUCAGUGUCAAUCCUCGGUACGAGCCUCCGCCUAUGAGGGAUCUUUGUGAUACGACUAUGACAUUUUGGAACCAUCAUGCGCCGAAUAUUCUGAAACAAGGCCGUACGGUUUGGUGGAAUCCAAAUAUGCCGGAAGCGGUAAGUGAAGAAAUGGCUGGAGAGGACGAAGAAGCUGAUGCCAACAUCGAUCGUGUCGAGAAGGAAGUCGGUCCACCAUUGCUUACGCCGUUAUCUGAAGAUGCUUCACUGGAAUCAAUGCCUGCGUGGACCGUUCGAAGCAGUUCUCUUUGCAUACCAGAUACAGCCGUUGCAAUAGUUCGCUCGUCUUUGUGGCCUGGUGCAUACGCCUUGUCUGCUGGAAAAAUAUGUGCAACUAUUUAUAUUGGUUGGGGUCAAAAGUACAAUGCGCAUAAUCAUUCUCCAGAAGGUAUGCCCGAUAUUCAACAGGAAUAUCCAAUUGGACCAGAAAUUAUGGAAAUGACGGAUCCAACAUUUGCUGAAGAAGAGGCAUGGAGGAUUGCUCACCUGCCUAAACCGGUAGAGCUAAAGGAAAUAGCUGGCGAGGCUGGAGAAGGAGGAGCGGAAGAAGCCGAGGAAGAGGAAGAUGAUGAAGAAGAGGAGGAGGAAGAGGAAGAGGAGGAGGAAGAAGAAGAAGAAUAA